GAAUUGAGAAUUAUCAAGUAGUUUAUACAUAGUAUAAAGGAAUGAUUCUUAAUUAAAAUGGAAUACUAGAAUUGCAUCUUAGGAUUUCAUAGGUCACACACCUUCUUCCCCUUCAAAAAUCAAACGACAAUAUAGACUGUACUAAGGCAAUUCCUCUAGCUUCCCGGGUUCGAGGACUGAUCCAUGAAAAUGGGGUUUGAUUUGGAAGAAUUUCAACCCAUUUUCGGCGAAGCAAAACCUGAGUUUGAAGCUUCUGCUACCUUUAAUGGCGAUGGAGUUCCGGCUUUGAACCCAUUUUUGUUCAGGGUUUUUGCAGUUGACUCCUCUCACCUCGCUUUUCAUGUCACUGAUUUUCGUUCCUACACUUGGGAGGCUCUUCGCUCUGUUCACCAACUCGAUGACAUGAGAGAUAGCAUAGGCAUCAGUGGUUCCUGUUCCGACUUUAUGAAUUAUGUAAUUGCUUCUUUAAAAUCAAAAGAUGUGAAGCUUAUUAUGGAUUGGCAGCCUAAAUUAAGUGGGGUUACAUCUGCAAAGUUGAUUGCUCGUAAAACUAAAGGAAUGCCCUUAAUAUCUAUUUCACUUACUAAGCUUGGACCUUCUUCUGCAAGUGGAGUUGUGGAAAAUCUGUCGUUGGAGCUCUACAAGGCAUACAAUAUCCUGCAAGAUUCUUUUGUAAAAGAGCAAGAGCGCUGCUGUCAAUUGACCCAGAUGAUUUCUGCAGAAAAGGAAAAGAGCCAAGCAAUUAAGAGGAAGCUUGAUAUGAUGCAGUCGGACCAACAAAGGCUACAGAAAACAACAGGGAGUGGGAAUAUAGUUUCUCCUAUGUACUCUGACUCUUCAUCUGUUACUGCUGCACUGAAUUCCUCAGAUAAACAGGCUGUUGCUGAAGGCAAAUCUGCUAAAGUUGUUCAUCGUGUUGUACCUGCAUACCGCAGAGCCAAAAACAGAGGAGCUGUCCUUUGUGACACUGAAGAGGAAGAAAAGAGCUAAUUGUUGUUUGGCGAAUGAGGUUUUAGAAAAUAGCAGUAGUGUUUUGUAGCUAAAUUUUUUUUUUGUUACCGAAGCCUGAUAACAAGAAGUUGGUCUUUUUGGGAGUUGAAUGACGACGAAUGUACAGUCUCUUGAAAGUAUGACAACUUGCCUCUCCAUAUAAAGCUGUUUCCAGAGGAACAAAAAGAAGAAAUACAUUAGGAUGUUUAGGUUCAUGGAAUGUGUUUAUUGUUUAAUUGGCUUUGUAUAUAUGCUGAUUGCACUUAAUUCAGCUCUGUUAACAACUUGUCUUAUCAAAGAACCGAAAUGUGUAUUCUUGUACUCAAAACUUCAAAAGGUACAAAUUGAUCUCUACAUUACUUAGUAUUAGGACUUAGGUGAAGCUUUGUAACAAUUUGUAUACUCUUUUUUUAGUUCAAUCUUUGAUGAAUUCCUUGGGAUGUA
Molecule: messenger RNA, 1434 nt
Organism: Chenopodium quinoa (quinoa)
Lineage: Eukaryota; Viridiplantae; Streptophyta; Magnoliopsida; Caryophyllales; Amaranthaceae
Exons: 7
Coding region: 184-990 (268 amino acids)
Source: RefSeq, a predicted model, not a curated record